CCUUGCUUGUCAAACUCUGCUUGCCACUGUGCCUUGUGGCGCACCAUUCUGUCCUCCAUCAUCGCUCACGGGAUCACACUGCGUCGCUGCCAAGCGCAGUUUCACUCCCCUGUAGCAAAUUACACAGCUAGCUGUUUCCUCUUCUUUGACUUCUCACGCCGCUUCUGCCACGCUGCGAUUCUCCGGUACUUUCCUUCCUCAAUGUUCGUGGGAUUCUGGGUUUCUUCCAACAUGUAGCAAUUCCCCUGCACUCGUUUUCCUUCUCCAGUAUGCUUUUCAGAAACGUUAUUCUUGCAGGUGUGGCCUGUCGAUGAAGCUAGCCUGACUUCUACAAUUGCCUCUUUCAGUGUAAUCUUACUGAGUGUCUGUUGCUCCGCUUCAUUAUUUCAUAUCUUUUCUAUCUCUGUCAUCGGCUUCCAACGAGUACGGGAGCAAAUUAACAGGGAAAAAUCAACUUCGAAAGUCUGUCGAGUAUUUGAAAGUUAAGAGCCCCUGCCCAAGAUGUAUUUGCGGAUGCACUGUCCUCACUUGAACACAGGCCACACACGAUUUCGUGCGCAAUCUGUUUGCAAGAGCGAGGCGCACCAAGCUAGUUUGAAGAGGACUUUACAGUGGGGUUGGAUACCUUCUAUUUGGCUUGAGCGAAUUAGUCAAAUUGUGUGCUCAGAGACCAGUGGAAACUCUGGGCAUUAUCAUCGCACGUAUUAUUCCAACAGGAGAAUUUCAGGGAAGGUGGCAGCUGAAUUUCCUCUGGGUGUCGAUGGUGUAAAUACAAGUUUACGUCAGGUAACGAAAUGGAAUAGUUCAGAAUCUCCCUGGCUUUUCAAGCUAUGGCAGCAAUUGCUGGGACUUGUAAACGCAAGAAAGUGUUGUUGGUUGCGAGAAUAUGCAGUCGUGGCUAUGACAGUAAUAGUUGUGCAAGGGAUCACAUCGCAUGACAUCUCACAUGCCCUUCCUUCGACCUGCCCAAGUCUACUUGAGCCCAAGUCGGUUAUGGAAUUCCCUAUAUCUACAUGGACCAAAUCUGAUUCUAUUGUCUUUUGUGGUGCGCGAUUGGACUCGUAUCGGUGUAAUUCAAAGGUGUUCACGAUGAGAAAGACCAGCCUCUUGAAGUCGGUUGUCGGGCCGGGAAUGAGGGUAUAUACUGCUUCGAAUCUUAAAAGAGGAGCACUAUUAAGAAGACAGGCACGAGGCAGGGGCUUCGAAGGACUAGUCAGUAGUAUUGGAGGAGUGCUCUUGGCCACCAAUGCCUCAUCGAUUGUCUUGCAAUCAUCACCACUGGCUGUUGUUACUGGGUCCUUGACUUCUCCUCUUGCAUCCAUUGUGAACGCGGGAUCGCAUGUGGACGUAAACGUUCUUCGAGCUUCCUUCACUUCGUCUCUCAAUCUCAUCAGCCUGUGUUUGUUUGUGGUAUGGAUGCAGAGAUCUGGACAACUUCCAGCUGAGACACCAGUAGUACUUAGUCAGGUGGCAUUUCGUGUGCUUAUUCCUUGCUUCCUAAUGACUAAGGUUGCAAUAACACUUGCCUCACAGCCUGCUGCCAAUCUGCUCUUUCUACCUCUUGUUGCCAUUGCUCAGGUACUCACGGGGGCAUCUCUUGGAAGACUAGCUUGUCGGUUUGUUUAUCCAGCACCUGCCUCGGCGUCGUCACCAAAUUUCGGAAAUACAGCUCCAAUAACUUCAGUGCCACCAGCUACUAUUAUCUCUGAAAGAGGUUCAUCCGCAAUAACUCAGGUGGCGACAUCUAAUAAUGUCAUUAGUUUUCAGGAAAAUACAGAGCAGUAUAUGGCAGCUAAAAAGGAGGCUAUCGUAACUGCAGCAUGUGCAUUUGGCAAUUCAUUUACUCUGCCAUUGAUUUUCAUGACCGGAGUCUUGGCAGCUGAAGAGGCAAGUAAAGUUGCAGGAUAUUUAGCAUUAUUCAUGGUUGGCUGGUCACCCGCUCUUUGGAUAGUUGGUUAUUCUCUAAUUGCCACCGGGGAUGAAGAAAGCGACUCAAGGGGAAGUGUCCCCAAAAAUCGCUUUUCAUUGAAUGCCAUACUAGAGGAAAUCAAACGCAUAAUGAACCCUCCUUUAUAUGGGGUUUUGGUGGGUAUGUUGGUAGGAGGGACGCCUUUGUCUCAUCUCUUUCUUUCUGAAGCGAAUACAUCUGCAAUCACAAUGAAGUCCACAGGCGCCUUUACUGUUUUGUGCACUUUUACAUCGGGCAUACUACGGCCUAUUUUUGAUGCGGCAGCACUUCUAGGAACAGCAACUUUAGCAGUACAGACAAUUGUGCUAGCAAGUUCAUUAGCCACAUCCAUACCUUCUCUCAGUACGGCUAGUGAUGCAAAAAUUUCUUCACCGAGGGUGGAAGCUGUUGAGCAUCUUCCCGAUACUGGUAAUCAUUCAAUCAUCAAGGCGGUGUCUUUCUCGACAGAUUUGGAAACGGUUCUCGACUCUCGAGCUUUUUGGAUUAUUUCUUCAGUUCGUCUCGUGGCGAUGCCUAUUAUUAUGGUCGUCUCAACAGUUAUUCUGCAAUCUGCUCGUAUCUUACCGGCUGAUCCUGUUUACAACCUUCUUCUUAUGGCGCAGUCAGCAAUGCCGUCGGCCCAGAAUCUUGUUCUAUUGUCGCAGCUUCGAACAAGUACGCGGCGAUUGUCAGGGGUGCUGGCCUCACUGCUCCUGCGUCAGUACGCUUUGUCGAUUGUUCCCAUCACUCUGUGGAUGGCACUUUUCCUAGCCGUUGCCAAACCUGCUUGAUUUCUAAUUUGGACAAAAACCCGUCCUUCAGAACUAGGUCCAUCUAGGAUGAAUUUCGAGGUCUGUUUCCAUUUCCUCAUCAUUUUGCGGCCAGAGGGAUAUGAAGAGAAUUGUAGUAUUGGCCAUUCAAAUGUAAUACCUUGCAAUCAACUUAACGCAAUUACAUAAGA
Molecule: messenger RNA, 2909 nt
Organism: Physcomitrium patens
Lineage: Eukaryota; Viridiplantae; Streptophyta; Bryopsida; Funariales; Funariaceae
Source: RefSeq, a predicted model, not a curated record